AUGGUUCAUUUCCACAAAGGUAUGGCUAAGUCCCACGAAGUACGCUUUUGGAAUGUACUUAAUCUCUGGGAUCGUCCUGUUGAUCGAGCUACUGUUUUGAACCUCAUCCGUGGAGUUCAUGAUCAGGUGUUUAAUGCCUGGUCCCAGGAUAAUGCCAAUCCUAAGGGUUUCCUAACAUCACGCUCGAACAAAGAGGCACUGAGAACUAGAUUUGGUGCUUUAGGACCACAGAUACCAGUGCCUAUCCCAAAUAUGACUCCAGCUGCUCUUGGCGAGGCUCUAUUCAAUAUUUAUUGUUGUUCACGAUGCCGUUAUCCUACUGACUGGGGACUAGCACCGUUAGUACCGCGUAAGUAUUCAAAGGAAGCACGACAAGCCAAGGCAAUCAGCCUAGCUAAGGCAGCCCAAGCAACAGCACAAGCAACAGCACUAACAGCACAAGCAGCAGCAGUGCAAGUAACCACACACAUAGCAACAACAGCCGCGCUCAAAGCUACAGGGCAGGAUCUACCGAGGUUGGCACGGGACCCCCCGAAGGAAGCCCCAUUGCUACCCGCAACAUUAGGGCAACCAUCAGUGUUCGCACAGCGGGAAAUUCAGGACGAGGUGCGCCAACUUCAAGCAGAUAUCUCAGAUGAGGAGGCAGAGGAAGAACCAAACGCAACGCACAUAGGUUACCUCAAGGCACAACUCGGGCAUUUCGAAGGCCAGCUCAUGAAUAUGCAGCUGCCCCCGCUGGCACCAGCACCUGGACCUGCCCCUGGACCUGCCCCUGGACCUCCAGCAAACUAA
Molecule: messenger RNA, 792 nt
Organism: Penicillium paradoxum
Lineage: Eukaryota; Fungi; Ascomycota; Eurotiomycetes; Eurotiales; Aspergillaceae
Exons: 1
Coding region: 1-792 (263 amino acids)
Source: RefSeq, a predicted model, not a curated record